Messenger RNA from Podarcis raffonei (Aeolian wall lizard), 1651 nucleotides. It is a transcript of the gene TSPAN33, whose product is annotated as tetraspanin 33. Gene Ontology annotation, cellular component: membrane. NCBI's taxonomy places the organism in Eukaryota, Metazoa, Chordata, Lepidosauria, Squamata, Lacertidae. The transcript has 9 exons. The coding region runs from base 135 to 1064 and encodes 309 amino acids. The record is from RefSeq and is a predicted model, not a curated record.
CCAAACCUUGCUGGGCUGCAAAAACUGGAGCUGGUGGAAUUUCGGGUUAAUGAUUAGCCGCCGAGCCAGGAUCGGUGCGGGUCCGGCCAGGAUGGCCCUGCGCGACCAGCAACCUGGGCGAUAGGGCCGCAGCCAUGGCCCAGAGGCUGGUGGGGGGCUCGUCUGCCCCCCAGGGGGAAGACUUCUCCUUCGUCAGCCCCCUGGUCAAAUACCUGCUCUUCUUCUUCAACAUGGUUUUCUGGGUGAUCUCCAUGGCGAUGGUGGCAGUGGGAGUCUAUGCCCGCUUGAUGAAGCACGCAGAAGCAGCCAUGGCUUGCCUCGCCGUGGACCCGGCCAUCCUGCUGAUCGUCGUCGGCAUCCUGAUGUUUUUCAUCACCUUCUGUGGCUGCAUCGGAUCCCUGCGGGAGAACAUCUGCUUGCUGCAGACGUUCUCUAUCUGCCUGACGGUCAUCUUCCUGCUGCAGCUGGCAUCGGGCGUCCUGGGGUUCGUCUUCUCUGACAAGGCGCGCGGGAAGGUGAGCGAGAUUGUCAACAACGCCAUCGUGCAUUACCGGGACGACUUGGACCUCCAGAACCUCAUUGACUUUGGCCAGAAAGAGUUCAGCUGCUGUGGUGGCGUCUCCUAUAAAGACUGGUCCCAAAACCUGUAUUUCAACUGCACGGCCCACAACCCCAGCUGGGAACGCUGUUCUGUGCCUUAUUCCUGUUGCCUGCAAACUGACGACCAGUCCGUCAUCAACACCAUGUGUGGCCAAGGGAUGCAGGCUUUCAACUACCUGGAGGCCAGCGAGUUCAUCUAUACCAACGGCUGCAUUGACAAGCUGGUGAACUGGAUCCACAGCAACCUCUUCCUCCUGGGCGGAGUAGCGCUGGGAUUGGCCAUUCCCCAGAAGUUUUGGGCAUCCUAUGAAGCUGAAUGUUGGAAGACUCGCGACAGUGAUGGCCACCAGCUUUUAGUAAAGCUGGUCGGGAUCCUGCUCUCCCAGGUCCUUGUCAACCAGAUCAGAGACCAGAUUAAACUGUUGCUUUACAACCAGCAACACCGAGCCGACCUCUGGUACUGAAAGGACUUCCUUGCGGGGAAAUAAGAAACAAGAAAUGUAUUAUUUGUGGCCUUCCCUAUGACCAAACCCGUGCCCGUCUCCCAGGGAUCCAAGAUGGCGCCCACAGGAAGUGACCUCAUUCCACCGGGCUGGAUUGCCUGAGGCUCUUUUGAAGGCAGCUCCUUCCUGCAAGGAAUAUCUUGAAGGAACCUUGUUAACCCUAGAAGAGAAAUAAGCACCUCCCAGCUUUGAAACUCUGCAGGAAGCUUGAAAACAUGCUCUUCCCCUCCCAGAUGUGAAGGUUUUUUAUUUCUUUUAAAGAGUUCCAGCACAGGACAGAAAGGUAAAGAGUCAGUGCUGUCGACAGACGAAUCUCCACCUGCAUUUUCCUUCUCAUGGCUUGAGAUGGGAGCCGCUGAAUUUGAACUCUGGGCCGGAGCUGGCCAUGGUCCUUGGCUACUUUAUUGGGGUGCAAAGAUGGGGCAGGCAGGUCGGGGCAUUGAGCAAGGGCCUACUUGCCUCCUGCUCCCUCCAACUGGGGAGGAAAGGUGCCUUCUCGAACCCUCAACCUGUCCUUGCCAACGAUGUGCCAACUUUGUAAUAUAUCA